Molecule: messenger RNA, 1272 nt
Organism: Capsicum annuum
Lineage: Eukaryota; Viridiplantae; Streptophyta; Magnoliopsida; Solanales; Solanaceae
Exons: 3
Coding region: 1-1272 (423 amino acids)
Source: RefSeq, a predicted model, not a curated record
AUGUGUUUUAGCAGCAAAGAUAGAUUGAAACGGGCUGUGACAAUUUGGGGUUUGCGCAAAAAUAAAGAAUUCAUAGUUGUAACAUCAAGCAAGAAACUAUGGAUUGUCAGAUGCAAGUUUCACGAAUCAUUAGGUUGUCGAUGGUUUCUUCGAGGCCGAAAGGUUGGAGAUAGCCUUUGGAAGAUAGGAAAGUAUUUUGAUAAUCAUAGACGUGAGACUGAAGGGCUAACUAUAGGUCACGCUAACCUAGAUACCGAUUUAAUUGCAUCUUUGUUUCUAAAUCAAAUACUUAAAAAUCCGAAAUUAUUGGUAGUAGAUGUCAUUUCUAAGGUUCAUGAGAUAUUUGGUCAUCAAGUAACAUAUAGGAAAGCAUGGCUUGGACGUCAACGAGCAUUUAAAUUGGUGUAUAGUGAUUUUCAAAAAUCAUUUAGUGAGCUUCCUAAGUUUUUUACAGCUUUUCAACACUUUAACCAUGGAACAAUUGUAGAAUGGAAACACGAAGAGUCAAUGAGUUCGUUAGAGGUAAAAACGUUUAAAUUUGUAUUUUGGUCUUUCAAGCCAUGCAUUGAUGGAUUCCGAACUUGUCGUCCAGUUAUUUCAGUAGAUGGAACCCAUUUGUAUGGUAAAUAUGAGAUAAAAUUAUUAAUUGUUGUUGGAAUUAAUGGAAAUGAUAACAUUCUUCCUCUAGCAUUUGCUAUUAUUGACAGGGAAUCGAAAGAGGCAUGGAAAUGUUUUUUUAGAAAACUAAGCGCACAUGUAAUAAAGGAUAGAGAAGAUAAUCUCAGUGAUCUGAUGUGGAAUGCUGCAUCGGCUCAUCAAGUAAGGAAGUUCGAAGCUUUGAUGUGGGAAAUCAGGGAAGAAAAUGAAGAAGUAUAUGAAUAUCUCAUGCAAUUUCCAUUAAACAAAUGGACGAUUAGCCAUGAUGAUGGAAAAAAAUUGGGAGUGUUGACAAGAAAUCUUUCUGAGUCUUUCAAUGGUCUUCUAAAGAAAGCUCGAGGAUUGCCUGUCAUUGCCAUGGUUACUGAAAGAAUGGGAGGGCUAGCUAGAAAUUUUGUUAGCGAGCAUUUCACAAUAGAGAAUUAUGUUGCUACAUAUUUUGGGUCAUUCUCACCGGUUGGGCACGAGGCAUAUUGGCCAUCUCCAAGUUUUAUAAUGAGAAGUAAUGAAUUCUAUUGUCAUCCUAAUCGACAAAGGACAACUAGAGUACCUAAUGAGAUAGAUCGUGGUCCUGCAGUAUAUGGGAGAGCUUACGGGUUGUGUAGACAGACCUGA